AUGGCCUCUGAAGCAGCCCUUGCGGACCCGGCAGUCGCGGGCGAGGCUGUCGACGAGACCCCUGAGCCGCCGACUUACCGCCUCCCAGACCGGCCGGCUUCAUCGAGCGUGCCAGACGACCCGUGGACGACAUACAAGCCCAUCAUCGAGCGUUUGUACAUUGAAGAGAAGAAACCUCUGAGGGAAGUCAUGCAGGUCAUGGAGAGAGAGCAUGGCUUCAGAUCGACCGCCAAAUCAUAUAAACGCCGGCUCAAGGCCUGGGGUUUGACAAAGUACAUUAAACUGCAGGCUGAUCAUGACGAACCGGUCGUCCGAGAGGCAUUCCCGGACGGCACCCGGGCCUCGGCCACCCGCCAGCAGCACGGGUACGUGCAACUCACCAACGGCCGGCUCGUAGACGCAAAGAGCCUCGCGAUGCACCUGAAGCGGAAGGCGAGGAUCAGGAACGCCUCCCAGUGGAAACGGCGGUAUGAAGUGCUUUCGCCCGGGGCGGUCGUCUGCGCGCCGGACAGGUUCCGCGUCCUCGAGGGGGUCUAUGCCAACGUGCGCGCGUACAUGAUGGGGCGCUUCGAGGAGUCCAUCACCACGCCAAAGGAGGUUGACAUCGCGCGGGGGUGGGACCCACACUCGGGGCGCUGGCUGCGGUUCAGCGCUGCCGUUCAAGCUGCCUGCGAGGAGGGCAAGAUGGAUGAUGCGUACGUAUAUGCCAUUGCUGUUCAUGAUCUCUCUAUCGGGGACCAUGACAUAGUCUGGAUGCGCCAUGCGCCGGAGGAGCUGGGGCUGCUACUGAGGCACCAGCCCUCCAACACUCUUAACAACUUCUUCCGAUUCCUAGCACAGAGCAUUCGGUUCAUCGAGCCUCAGGACCCGGCCGGCGCUCAAUUUCUAAAGGUUGUCAAGGCCCUCAUCAAAUUCGGUGUGGCUUACCUUGCCCAAAACGCCGCCUUUCUCAACUUAUCUACUGGGCAUCCCUUGUACCGACUGUUUGACUGCCUCGCGAGGGUGGACGACGACGAACUACUCCAGGCUGCUUGGAAUGGUUGGAAGGUCGGCUGCCAGUCAUGGUACGACAUUAUGAAGGACCCAGCAGCUUGGAGCGCUAAUGUCGACUAUUUGAAUAUUGCCUCGUUGGGUGGGUGCAGCGUCAGCGAGCUGCCCACAAACAUGGGUGCCAUCCUGGACAAAACCUCGAAGAGAUAUGAGGCAGAGGGCCGACAAAGUCCAAAGUAUCUGGCUUCCUUGUGGAACAAGGCAGUAUACGAAGAAAUGAUUGCUUCGAAUUUUGCAAGGGAUCCGCGCCCGAAAAGUGAUACGUUGGUAACGUGUAAUACAGCGCAUCUGCGAGGACUGGCGGCUGAUGCCCGAGCUACGGCUCCUGAAGCUCCGAUCGGCGUCAUCAACUCUUCAGCGCCGCGCCGGGCACUGGAUCGGUGUAUCGAAUCCAUGAAGCAGACAGUCGUUGCCAUGGAAGAGGAGCAUGGAAACAGUAGUCCUCUUGUUCUUCAAUUCAUGCGCCAGCUGGAAUACGGCAUGUACGAGAUAGGGGAGAUGGAAGUAGCGGCCGAGAUGGCGAGCUUGUUAGAGUUACGGAGCAGUCCCUGUGACUUACAUGUAUCAAUGGCUUUGGAUCAAAGGAUGAUGGGCAUGUGA
Diaporthe citri is the source of this 1650-nucleotide messenger RNA. RefSeq lists its product as uncharacterized. The transcript has 3 exons. The coding region runs from base 1 to 1650 and encodes 549 amino acids. Lineage: Eukaryota; Fungi; Ascomycota; Sordariomycetes; Diaporthales; Diaporthaceae. The record is from RefSeq and is a predicted model, not a curated record.